Mycotypha africana is the source of this 2481-nucleotide messenger RNA. RefSeq names its product glycoside hydrolase superfamily. Bases 189 to 2240 code for a protein of 683 amino acids. The transcript is spliced from 5 exons. Gene Ontology annotation, biological process: carbohydrate metabolic process; chitin catabolic process. The record is from RefSeq and is a predicted model, not a curated record. Gene Ontology annotation, cellular component: extracellular region. Gene Ontology annotation, molecular function: chitin binding; chitinase activity. NCBI's taxonomy places the organism in Eukaryota, Fungi, Mucoromycota, Mucoromycetes, Mucorales, Mycotyphaceae.
AUUGCUGUCAGGAAGUCAUUUUGUGUCAAAUAUUGAUGUAAUUUAUUGCUGUUUGGAAAGACAACUUACCAAGUCAGUAUAAAAAUCCAACAGUAAAGGCCAUUUUGCUUUUGUUCUUGUUGUUCCUCACAAGAUCGUCUUUUCUUUAUCUUUCUCCAUUCAUUCUAUACCAAUACCCUUUAAUAAAGAUGAUUCUUUCCUUGAAUAAGUUUAUUGGCAUAUCAUCGGCCAUUUUACUUGCAAUUCAAAGUACUCAAGCUUUCCUUGAUAAACCAGCUAUUGCUACUUAUUGGGGACAGAAUUCAAAAAACGGACAUAACACACAAAAAGCUCUGGCUGAAUAUUGCGAUGAUUCUGCUGAUAUUAUUCUUCUGUCCUUCAUUCUUGAUUUCAAAGAUGGAGGUCUUCCUGAACUCAAUUUAGCUGAUACAUGUUGGAAUUUCUUCAAAGGCACCAACCUAUUGCAUUGUCCCGAUGUCGGAAAAGAUAUUAAGGCAUGUCAAGGAAAGGGUAAAACCGUUCUACUAUCCAUUGGUGGCGAUAGUGGUGGCUAUGGUUUUGCCAACGAUGAAGAUGCUAAAGCUUUCGCUGAUACUCUCUGGAAUCUGUUUGGCGGCGGCUCUCAUAAAACGCGCCCCUUUGAUGAUGCUAUUGUCGAUGGAUUCGACCUCGACAUCGAAGGUGGUGGACCUACCGGUUACGUUGCUAUGGUGAACCAACUUCGUAAGCAUUUUGAAAAGGAUAAAUCAAAGAAAUACUACAUGACGGCUACUCCACAAUGUCCUUAUCCAGAUGAAAUGUUGGGUGAUGUCAUUAACGAAGCCAAAUUUGAUGCUGUCAAUGUUCAGUUCUAUAACAACUACUGUUCUGCUACCAGUAGCAGCUUCAAUUUUGAUACUUGGGAUGACUGGGCAAAGAAAAGUUCGCCCAAUAAAGAUGUCAAGGUUCUGAUGGGUAUUCCUGGUUCAAAGGAUUCUGCUGGGAGUGGUUAUGUCAAGUUAGACAAGCUUAAACCAAUUGUCAAAGAUGUCUAUGAAAAGUAUUCAAGCUUUGCAGGUGUGAUGAUUUGGGAUGCUUCCACUUCUUAUACCAACACUGACGUCAAACCUGAUUAUCAUAUGGCGGUUGCUAAUUUGGUGCAUGGGCUUUCUGAUGCCUCCAAGAACUCUUCAAUCACAGACACGGUGGAUAAAUGUUCUCGAAACAGCAAGCAUCCUAAAACUAGUAAGUCUAGCAGAUCCAGCAAGCCCGUCAAGACUACUAGAUCGGUUAAUCCCGCGUAUAAGACGCCCAAGAGCACCAAGACUACCAAGACCCGCAAAACUGACAAGACCAAGCCUACUCAGAAGACUAAAAAGACGACUAAGCAUAAAUCCUCCAAGAAGACCAAGACUUCCAAAAACAAAACAACAAUAACGAAACAUAAUUCCAAGCAUAAUAAUGAUGAUGAUGACGAAAAUUGUGAAUGGGAAGGCCACGACAGUCAAAGCUCCAAGGACAAUGUUACUGAGCACAACAGUGACGACGAAGAAUGUGAUUUGGACGACAAAGAUCAAUCUUCCAACAAUAAGAAAUCGACCAGUGACUCUUCCACUUCUGAAAAUUCCUAUGAUUCACGAGCCCUUGCCUCGAAGUGUGUUAGACAAGGUGACUCGUGCCCUACAGAUGGUGCUGUUACUUGUUCGGGCGAUUUCUUUGCCAAGUGUGAUCAUGGUGCUUGGGUCCUUACUAAAUGUCCUCCAACUCUCACUUGUUUCACAACCACUGACGGCUUUUCCGCUUACUGUGGUGAAGGUACUAGCGCUAACACUUGCCGUGCUUCCGGAUCUAAGAAAGCUGUUGCUUCUGGCUCCAAGACUUCUGAAACCGGCGACAGUGAUGAUGAAAAUACUCCUCUUACUCAUGAAGGCCCCGUUGCCAAGGCUUAUAAGUCUGAUGAUGUUAUUUCUCAAUUCUCCGUUUCAGAAAUUGACAGCGACAGCUUCAAGGCUCUUAUUAAUGCUCGUCGUCUCAACAGCACGCCCUUCAACUCUACCAUCAUACUUGAGUUCAAAGUGGCUGACAAUAUCAAGGUUACCAACGUGGUCGAUGGCAAGGUAUCUCAAAAAGGUAAUAAAGUGAGAAUAACUUACAAUAAUUCUGAAGGAAAGGCAAUGGCUGUCUAUAUAAUUAUUGAGGGUGAAAUUACAUCCGGUGUCUUCCAAGCACCAGUUUCGGAAAGCUUGAAAUUCAUCUCUUAAGGCAUAUCCUUUUGAAAUGAUGGUUUGCUUGACUAAGACUGUAUCAAAAAUUCAACCAUUUUUUUUUAUAUAUAUUCCCUCUAACAUAUUCUCGGCUGGUUACGAGAUAUUUUUCUAUUUCCCAUCAGACUAUAUUCUAUAUCCCCAUAUACACCUUUUGCCACUUGCAAAAAAGAAAAAAAAAUUAAAGUGUCCACGCUUUUAAAUAAAACAAUGUCGUAUGCUUUUAGAAAAGAGUAUC